GCCAAAUAUCUCAUUCGAUUGGGAACGUGACCCUAAGCGCUGCCGUGGAACAUGCGCUCAGAGUCACGGCGCACAUCCGCUCGUUGUCCUCCCGAACAAAGAAGAAUGAACAAUCACCCAACGCCUGCUACAGUAGUAUGUUAUAAAUUGAAUUCCCAUAAAUAUCAGUCAGAUGUAGCGUCUCUAAACUGAUUCAACCUUCAUCUUCCAAAAUCAAAUCCUUCAUCUACGAGAAAUGGCGCCCGUCAUCAAGCACAAUAUGGUGGACAGUAUCGCGAACUUGGUGUUGAAGGCGAAAGCUCAAUUCUCCAAUCUGCUGCAAAUCGCCCAGGGCUCAUCAUCUCAUCCUUCACCUCUGAAAAUUGUCCGAAAGCUUGAGGAUGAGCAGGUUAGGUUCAAAGUUUGGGCUGGAAACGUUGGCGCGCACAAAACCGACCGCUCCUCCCUUGAGUAUCGACUCCGCGAUACGUCGCAGUUAAGACUUCUUGUUCGGAAGCUCCUGACGGAACUUAUCGAAAACAUUGAUGAUGCUAUCAAGGCUUUCAAGGACAUGGAAUCGCCACCAAGCACGCUCGAUGGUAGCAGCCAGAGCCAUGAGGACAUAGUCGCAGAGCUUGACGCAAUCAUGGAAGUCUUUCCUGAUAUCAUCAAUUGUCUCAUGCGACUCGUUAUCAUGAUUCAGAACCCAACGCGAUCGGACCGCUUCAGUGGAGCGAAGCUUACAGACACCACGGAGUAUGAGCAUUACGAUAUCCAACACGUGAGCGCAAAAUUCGAGGGAAUUGAUGAUCAGCUUGCGCAGCUCCUAGGAAAGGCAAACUCGAGGCGGCGUCAGUACUUCAAGUAUAGGGAGGCUCAUCACAAGAAGCUUUCGCAUCUCAUGGAUGACCAGGCAGAUACCAACAGGACGGAGAUCCUACAGAGCACAGUGGCAUCUUCUAUCCCCGAUUACUUGAAGCAACUUUCGCAGAUUGAUAAGUAUGAUGAAUCUUUUUCAAGAGAAGAGAUGGCUUCCGUGACCUCGUACGAAGCUUCAUCCAUAGGUGACCCACAAGCAAGAUCAAUCCCAGAUCUUCCAAAGGAAGCAUAUGACGGACCAUUUGAAUGCCAAUUUUGCUUCAUGCUCGUGGAGAUAAGAGACACUCAUGCUUGGAGACAACAUGUAUACGACGACCUACGUCCGUACAACUGCCUGGCCGAAGACUGCAUUACGCCAGGUAGAGAGUUCGGCAAGAGACAUCAGUGGAUGGAACACAUGCUGCAGCGUCACUUAAGGGUAUGGCGAUGCCCUUUCGAUUGCGACCGUACCUUCAAUUCUGCGUCUCAGUCUGCAGCACACUUGGAGACACAACAUCGGAAGAUGGUACGCGACGACCAGAUCGACAACCUAGUUAUGCUGAGUUCUCAACCCUUGGAUGAGGGCGCGAAAGUUCCUUGUCCACUUUGUUUCGAGACCAUGUCAUCGCUGCAGAACUACCAACGUCAUGUUGGUAAGCAUCAACGGCAGCUAGCCUUGUUUGCCCUUCCCAUCAACAAUGAUUCGGAUGAAGAUACCUCAAAGAUUGGCAAGGCUACGGAGGAAAACUCAGGUUUUGACUCAAACACUGAUUACUCAGAGAAUGAGGACGAGCUAGAGCCUGAACUCUCGGCCGCGGAAAAUUGGGAGCAACAGGUCGAAACGCCGCCAGAAGAACAGCGUGGGCACCAGCCAGCCCCAUCAACCUCGAGUAGUCGAGCUUCAUCACCUGUCAGAAUGAACGAAUACUUCGUGCCACAAGACGGCAUAGAUCGGGAGGUCAUCACUACUGAUGUCCGCCACCAUCUCGGAGACGACGCCUCAGUGAGCCCUGGACAUUAUGAAGACAUGAUUGACGAUUUGAAGGCUGACUCUGCACGAUGGGGAGCGGAGAGGCAGCGGCGAGCAGCACAAAGUCCUGCAGGUAUGAGCAGUGGUAGGAAACCUGAAUAUCUGGAACGAGCUCACGCGUUUGCAGCCGAAACCUCGUCGCCUGAUGGAUCCCUUUCUUAUCCCAAGCAAUACUCCGGCCUUCCAGCGCCUGAGUAUCAGACCGAGAUAGAACAAGAAGCGUACAGCAAGGCGAAAGAUUAUUCCACGUCCGCGUUGAUGCAAAAAUAUAUAGAGGACACAGAUGAUCUUCAAGAUCGGCUCAAUACCGGAAGUCGAGAUAUCGAACAACAGCAAACUGAGGAUAUAUUGCUUCUUCCGCCUCUUCGACCAAGAGUUAUAAUGGCAUCCGGAAGUAAGCCAGUCCAUCGCAAGGUCAAGCCCAUUCAAGGCGAUGCCGUCUUAGUGGACCACCUCGGAAACGGCACACAGCCAGAUGUCGCCCAGGCCGACGCUCUAGAACCCCUAAACUCCAAUAACAAGCCCGUCAAGUCGAUUCCGGCAGCCUGGCUUCAUGAUGAGAGCGGCGCAGACGACAAUUUGAUGCGAGACUUCACCCCUAGGUACCCUCGACCUUUUGCAGGAAAAAGCGGGGUUUCCCGAGAAGAAGCGUACGAAGAGGCGGAACAUGACGACCGGCAUCGCAGAACAACUCUUGGUUUCUUGGACCUUGCCCAACGGAAGUAG
Molecule: messenger RNA, 2593 nt
Organism: Colletotrichum scovillei
Lineage: Eukaryota; Fungi; Ascomycota; Sordariomycetes; Glomerellales; Glomerellaceae
Exons: 3
Coding region: 236-2593 (785 amino acids)
Source: RefSeq, a predicted model, not a curated record